UCUGGGCUCCCCUCGGGUCCUGCUUGGAGAUUUUUCAGGACCGGCCUGAUUCUGGCGACUCGCGCCGCUGUGAGCUCACAUCCAGGAAAACGAAAGUGAAGAGUUGGACAGAGCAGAGCGGAGCGGAGUCCAUCAUCCCAGCCGGACGGCCGAGCGCUGUACUCGCACUUUCGUUGAGACGACGCGCACUUCGAGCAGCGCUCACAAUGUUAUCAAAGCUCAAUCCCCUCAACAUGGCUAAAGCCGCAUAUCAAUAUUGGAAAGGAGACACUGGCCAGGCUGACCAGGGGACAGGUAACAAAGCCUCUGCACCACUCCUGGAGCAGCCUUGGAGGCUGAUUGACUGGAGUCAAGAAAACAGGGAACAUCUAAAGGAGAACAUCCGAGCCUACCAGCCCCUGAGAGAAGACGUCCCAAAGCCCAGGAUUCUGCUCAUUGGUCAGAUCAGCGCCGGCAAGUCCACCUUCUUCAACUCCAUCAACGCCGUGUUCAGAGGCUACCCGAUCCACCAGGCUGAGAGUGGAUAUGAAGGCUACAGCUUGAGCAAAAAGUACAAGUCUUAUCCCAUUUCUGAUGGACGAGGUGGCCCGGAGUUGCCUUUCAUCCUGUGUGACACCAUGGGCCUGGAGAGGAGCGAUGGAGAUGGAGGCAUUCGUGUUGAAGACAUUCUGAGUGUCAUAGAGGGGCACGUCCAUCACCAGUACACAUUUAACCCUUGGGUUGCCAUAUCAAAGACUGAUCCCCACUACAGGACUAAUCCAACCCUUGCAGACAAAGUGCACUGUGUGGUCUACGUGAUUGACGCCUCAUGUCCCCUUGAAUCGAACCCCAGUGUUCUGAAAAUGUUAAAUGACAUUCGCUCAAAGGUCAAUGGGCUGGAGAUUCCCCAGCUGGUGCUGGUCACGAAGGUGGAUUUGGCCUGCAAUGAAGUACUGCGAGAUGUGCACAACGUGUACCAGAGCAGAUACAUGAAGAAUAAGAUGGAGCGACUUGAGCAGCAGCUCGGUGUCCCAGUGGCGCGCAUCAUUGCAGUGAAGAACUACUCGAGAGAGCUGGAGCUGAGUGACGCCAUCGACAUCCUCCUCCUGGGCGCCCUGCAACAGAUGCUCAGAGCUGCCGACUCCUAUUUUGAUAAUGUGAAUCUGAAUGAGCGGCUCACUGUGACACCUAAAGAUAUGAACUCCACGCUGUUUCCAUGAAUCACUUCUGUUAGGGUCUCAUAUUCUGUUUAUUUCCAUCACAGAAAAGUGAGUUGGCCCUAGCAUUUAGAUUAUGAAUGUAAGAGUAGAGCCCAAGUGGCAUUCUUUGGUCAUUAUAGGACAUCCCUGGGUGUCAAAUGCAGACCCUGUAGUCGUUCAAUUACUGAGCAUUAGAAUUGAUUAUCAGUUGGGUCAAUAACAAUAAUAAUAAUUGGCCAUGUUUAGGAACUCCUGCUUGUCCUUUCUGUUCUGUUAGUAAAACUCUCACUUUAAAGGGUUAAGAGCCUUGGGGUCAUCUGGUGCAAUAAAUAAAUAAAUGUACGGUAGAAAUGAUUAGAAAUAAUAUCUCUUAACAGUAAUCUGUAAAGUGAAAUUAAUAAAGAGCCUGGAAAAGA
Molecule: messenger RNA, 1594 nt
Organism: Erpetoichthys calabaricus (reedfish)
Lineage: Eukaryota; Metazoa; Chordata; Cladistia; Polypteriformes; Polypteridae
Product: interferon-induced protein 44-like
Exons: 9
Coding region: 207-1199 (330 amino acids)
Source: RefSeq, a predicted model, not a curated record